AUGGCUACACGUUAUGAUCGUCUUGACGCAGCAUCUCUUCAGGCAUAUCUAUCCGGAAUAGAUAUUACUCUGUCGUCAGGGGUCAGUCCAGACAUGAUGCAUGAUGUCGGCAUGCCACCUACGCACACCCCGGGUUUGCUUGGUGAUGGACAAAAAGGUUGCUGGAGAGCACAUGCCAAUAUUUGGUCAAAGAUGCUGCGCGAAAACACGAAAGCCGCUCUAAUUAUCGAAGCUGACGCGAGUUGGGACACUAAUCUGCGUGAGAUUAUGUUAAACUUGAACAGAAAUUUCACAGAGUUCCUCCGCAGUACCGACUCACAGAGCCUACCGAAACCAAGGCUGAGAAGCCAGUCGCAGAUGACACAAAACGAGCCCUUGGAUAUGAAUGACGAGGACCCCUGGCAUAGUGACCACUGGGAUAUUAUUUCGAUUGGGCAGUGUUCCGAGGAAACACUUAACAGCGAUAUCAACAUGAUUUAUGAUGAUCCACACGUACCUCCAGGGAUGGACUAUUAUGGUCGAAUAUUAGGCCGGGAGAGAGUUAUUAGGAAGGCUGGUCAUCAGGGAUGCACGACUGGGUACGCAGUUAGUCUGAAUGGCGCGGCAAAGCUAUUGCUUCGUUUCGCAGCAGACUUGGACCAAGCAGUAGAUAUGGGCAUGUCGAGCCUCGUUCAGAGCGGCCACCUCACUUCUUAUAGUGUAUAUCCACCAAUUCUGGCGCAAUGGGUGUAUGUUGAUGGAAUUAGCAUGGAUCAACGGGGAUCAAAUAGCGACAUGGGAGGCACCGAAGGAAGUUCCAUUGGCAGCGAGUCGGAUCCAAACGCUGUAGAUUGGGAGGAUGUAAGGAAAGCUGGAAGUGUCUGGGCACCUAAGAAGUGGCCAUCGAAUGCGGCGUUUGAGGAGAUGGCUCUGCAGAGUGCAUGGCAACAAAUAUUUGGGGGCGCAGAUCCGUACACCGGGCUCACGACAACGUACUCUUGGUAG
This is a messenger RNA of Pochonia chlamydosporia 170, 984 nucleotides long. Its product is annotated as LPS glycosyltransferase. Bases 1 to 984 code for a protein of 327 amino acids. The transcript is spliced from 2 exons. The record is from RefSeq and is a predicted model, not a curated record. Lineage: Eukaryota; Fungi; Ascomycota; Sordariomycetes; Hypocreales; Clavicipitaceae.